AUGGCGGUUGCAACGCUGCCCCAGAAGGAUUUAUCUUGUGCAACAUCCAAUGCUGGCUCCUCAGGACUCCUGACCGGCUCGACCAGCCCGGAGACCGGCCGUGCGCCGAACAGAAAUGAUGCUGGGGAAACCCUCGAACGACGCAGCUUGACUGAUAUUUAUUACUUGGCAGGAAAAAAGGCGGUGCGCUUUUGUUUCUUAUAUCUUCUU
Molecule: messenger RNA, 210 nt
Organism: Brenthis ino (lesser marbled fritillary)
Lineage: Eukaryota; Metazoa; Arthropoda; Insecta; Lepidoptera; Nymphalidae
Source: the annotation of a GenBank genome assembly